Liolophura sinensis is the source of this 1503-nucleotide messenger RNA. Its product is annotated as protein dcd1A-like. Lineage: Eukaryota; Metazoa; Mollusca; Polyplacophora; Chitonida; Chitonidae. The record is from RefSeq and is a predicted model, not a curated record. The transcript is spliced from 13 exons. Bases 40 to 1374 code for a protein of 444 amino acids.
CUGUGUGUGAGAUGAGAUGAGAUUCGUGUAAGAGAGUGAAUGCAGACAAAGACGGUUGUCAAAAUGAAAUUUGCAAAUGUUAAGUGCCUGAUUCUGUCCGUUUUCAUUGCUCACGUCUCCGGAUCUCAUUGUGUUCCGAAUCCUGACCACGCUCGUCCCAAUGUUAACCCUAUCGACACCCAGGCUCCUGUGUUUGUGGACUCCACCACCAACGGGAAGCUCUAUCGCGUGGGUAACGGAGAAGAUGGAUUUGAUAUCGUACAUGUUUGGGGAAGUCCAUACGAAAUGGGUUUUGCACACGGUAAACUUCAGAAAAACGCAACUUUAAAGAUGGCGGAUGCGGUAUGGGAGUAUAUGGAAGACCAAAUUAUUGAGGCUGUCAACGGGACCGUAACGUUCAUUCCAAACUGGUUUUUGAAAGACGUCAGCAACUAUGGCCUGGACUUCGCUCUGGACCUGGAAAUUCUCGCCACAGAACGCUUCACGGGAAAAUAUUUCGCAGAGGAACUGAAAGGUCUAGCGGACGCUUCAGGGGCGGAUUAUAAGAAAUUGAUGCGCAUUCACAUGCUGGGAGAACUCACGAAGGGCUCGUGCUCGAUGCUGGGUGCGUGGGGGAAGAGUGUCCCCACCCCCAGGUCUCUCCUACAGCUGAGGGCCCUCGACUGGAGUUAUGACGGGCCAUUCAAGGAUCACCCUCAGGUCACUGUCUAUCACCCGACCGACUCUAAGGAUGGCAACGCCUUUGCAAACUUUGGGUGGGCAGCCUGGAUUGGGUCAAUUACUGGUAUGAGCUCAUCACAAAUGGCUAUUUCUGAGAUUGGGGUUUCUUAUGCUGAUGAGACGUUUGGAAAAGAAUCCAGAUUCGGGACUCCCUUCACGUAUUUGCUGCGGGACAUUCUGCAAUUUGACAACUCCCUGAACGACUCCGUCAACAGGAUAUCAAAAGCUCACAGGACCUGUGACCUCCUGUUGGGCGUAGGAGAUGGAAAGACGGCUGAAUUCAGAGGCAUCCAGUAUUCUGCCUCUGUAGCUAACUUCUACGAUGAUACAAAUCUGCAGCCUCUACAAGACUGGCAUCCACGGAUAGAGGAUACAGUUUACUGGGGAAUGGAUUGGAUUUGCCCCGGUUACAAUCAGGUAUUGUCGGAGCAAAUUAAGAAAUAUUACGGAUCUAUUACACCUGAAAAUGUUAUCCAGAAUAUAGUCUCAAUAGUACAGACCGGAAACCUUCAGGUGGCUGUCUAUGAUCUCACUAAUGGCGUGGCUUACCUGUCCAAUGCUGCAGCAACGUACGAAUCAGGACCAAAGUACGCGUAUGAACGACAAUUCGUUCGUCUGGACAUGAAGGCUCUCUUCAAUGAACCGCGACCUUGAUCUCGCUUGACCUUGCUCUAUUUGCCUUAGGUGAUCUUCAUCACAAGUCAAAUGACCCUGGCCUUCCUCUGAUGACGAGCCACUUAACGGAAUAUUUAAUUUAGCUAAAAUGACCAAAAUGUUUUUCAG